GUCACGUGACAAGAGGGACGCAACCACGUGACCUGUGCGUCAUCCCUUAAAAGCGGAGCUGACUGGGACAGUAGGAACAGAGUGUUGUUAUUGUGGGGAAUGUUGUCAUAACGGCGCGCUGCAUCAUUAACCCCCCUCCGAGUUUGUUCCGUCUGAUUUUUGGUUUGUUUUUUCUCACUAGUAUUUAUAUCACGCAGCCGUUACUGGGGGGAAGGGGGGCUCGGACUCUUCUUCCAUACGCAGGUCCAACAGAAGCUAGCCACAUAGUAUACUUAACUUAGCAGUUAUGGAGUGGUUAGGCAACGGCGCCUCACUUCACCCCAACAGAGAGUCCGGCUGUGAUCCCAUUUCCACGGCCAGGCCAUGUAGUGGAGGCUGUCCUCGCCAACAGGCCCCAUCUCCACACCUCUGUGACGGUGCCAUGGCAUCGCUCUGUCAGAGCCAGCAGCGCUGUGUGAAGGCCUCCAUCUUUUCCAGUUGGAGAUUGGCAGAGGCGCAGGACCAGCUGUGUUCUUUAGGGGUCCACAGCUCGGAGUCCAUGGAACAAGAGCGAGCUCGAACUAUGGUUUGCCCCACAGAACUCUCACAUAAUGAGGAGGAGUGGCGUCGCAAGGAGCAAAUGCUGGGGGGUCAGGAACCGAGUUAUAGUCCUGUGCUGAGCGCUACAGGAAGCUGGGAUGUUUUUGACAAGAGUAUUAUCAAUGUUCCAUCUCAGACUGUAGAAAUGGAUCAGGACAAGUGCAAAACAUUUCUACAGAAAUAUGAACAAGAGCUCAGGCAUUUUGGUAUGUUGCGCAGGUGGGACGACAGCCAGCGAUUUCUUUCAGACAUGCCGCAGCUCAUCUGUGAAGAAACGGCCAACUUCCUAAUCCUGUGGUGCAUCAGACUUCAGCAGGAGGGGAAGGAGGCCUUGAUGGAGCAGGUGGCACACCAGGCUGUGGUCAUGCAGUUCAUUCUGGAGAUGGCUUCAAACUCCCAGCAGGAUCCACGAGGCUGCUUCAGACAGUUCUUCCAUAAAGCCAAAGAGGGACAGGACGUGUACCUGGAAGUCUUCCACACAGAACUUGAAGCCUUCAAACAGAGAGUUCGAGACUACAAAGUGAAGAGCAGAAACGACGGUUCCAACACUGAACAAACCAACACUGACUCAAACCACAGAGUUGAACCCAAAGAACCAACAGCCUUCUAUCCUCAAGUGGCAGAGUACAACAUGAAGCACUGUUUAGAGGCUGGACUUUGGACAAACAUGGGGAGAUGGACAAAGGAGGAGAGCACAGAGGCUGAGGACAUCAGAAUGAUGGAGACCUCUUAGGGAACGCCCCGUCAGCACCUUUAGCUGUUAUCUCCACACGUAGGAGCAGUUCAAAGUCUUCUCAUUGCAAGAACAAAAGGGAUGCGUGUUCUGUCUUCAUGCUGCAUUCUGCAGUAAAAAGCCAGAAAGCCAAGAAAUAAUGUUUUGCUAAAGUCAAACGUUUCUUCAUUGUUGCCUUCUGUGCGUGGCUGGCCUCUGACGAGAUGCUCGCUGCAGUGUGUUUGUCGGCCAACUCCACGUGUGCCAGAUCCCUCGUUUCACAGAUGGGAGUUUGUCGUGCUUGAAGUUAUUUAGCAUGAUGCACAGACAUGCGCUUGCUAAAAAGAUAAAUAAAUGGCUGCACGAUUUAUCUAGAAACCACAAAGCGAGUCGGGGAGCAUCACUGGAGGAGAAGCUCUGGUUUGAUCAGGUGUUAGAGCAUCAUGGUGGAUCAAUUGAAAUGUCAAUUAUUUUCAUUUAAAUUAUGAAAAUUGUAAUCAUGUUUGAACAGGUAUGAGCGUACGUCGUCAUGCUAACAUUAAAGGGAGACAAUAAUGUGGCCGAACUUAAUGUAUUUCCUCUGCCAUGACAACUAAAUCACAAGUUCUGAUUUUCAAUCAUUUUUUUAUUGUACCCUUUCUUUCAAAUGUUCAAAUUUGUGCUUCCCAAUAAGAUUUUAUCAGAUAAUUGUCAGUGUGGCCUUAAAACUGCUGCUGUGUUGUGGAAGUGUAAAGCUUGAAUUGUAUUCUCUGCAAAAAAGUAUUGAGCUACACAAAAUCUGCUUCCCAUCAUAAUCAGGCAUCUUUAGUCAAGAGCUGAGAUGUGCAGAAAGUGUUCAUCGCCUACAAUGAGGGAAAAAAAACUUUAAAUCUUUAAUCAUGAAAGAUAUGCCCACUUCUUUGUGUUAUCCAGUGAUGAUCAGUUGGUUAAGUCAGUUGUCGUAGGGCAAAUGAUGAUGAUGAUGAUGAUGCAUGACAAAGGUCACGCUUUGCUGUACUUCAAGGUAUAAUGAUGCAGAUGUACAACAGAUUGAAUGUAAAUGUAGGAGGGGUUAAUAAGGGGUUAAUAUCACUAUUUUAGUUUUCAUGAAACGGGUUAAAUUAUGAUGGUUUUUUGACCGGAUCAAAAUAAGGAAACAAACAAAUCACUGAUUUGGGAAAUAAUUCUGCGCUUUCUGUGAGAACCCCCCCACCACCCCAUGAACACACAUGAGAUUAUGUUUUGCACCUUACAAUAUAUUAGUUUAAAAACAGAAAUGCUUUGGAAUUUGUUUUGUGUCGCAGUUAAAUUAGAAACGUGUUUGGUGCUUCAUAUAAAACCAUUCAAGAGGACGUAUAGUUUGUCAUGUUUUUUGUUGCAGGUUUUCACUGAUUUCACCUUUCUCUAAAAUUAAGAAAUAGAAAACCAAACUCUGCUAAACCAAUCUUAUUUUUCCACAGGCUGUGAAAUUAGAAACUAUGGACGAAUAAACACGAUUUGUGACCUUAAAAA
Messenger RNA from Oryzias melastigma (Indian medaka), 2782 nucleotides. It is a transcript of the gene cdc37l1, whose product is annotated as cell division cycle 37-like 1. Gene Ontology annotation, cellular component: cytoplasm. The record is from RefSeq and is a predicted model, not a curated record. Gene Ontology annotation, biological process: protein folding; protein stabilization. The transcript has 7 exons. Gene Ontology annotation, molecular function: protein-folding chaperone binding; heat shock protein binding. NCBI's taxonomy places the organism in Eukaryota, Metazoa, Chordata, Actinopteri, Beloniformes, Adrianichthyidae. Bases 287 to 1312 code for a protein of 341 amino acids.